Pyricularia grisea is the source of this 3877-nucleotide messenger RNA. RefSeq lists its product as uncharacterized. The record is from RefSeq and is a predicted model, not a curated record. Gene Ontology annotation, cellular component: cytoplasmic vesicle. Gene Ontology annotation, biological process: regulation of Rab protein signal transduction. Lineage: Eukaryota; Fungi; Ascomycota; Sordariomycetes; Magnaporthales; Pyriculariaceae. The coding region runs from base 626 to 3331 and encodes 901 amino acids. The transcript has 4 exons.
GUUUCCAUUGAGGCCCUCCCAACUAUCGUCUACGGUGCUCGGCCGAUUGCUUUCUUGCCCUUUCUUGCCCUACCGCCCGCCUCAGUCUUUUUUUUACCACUCUCAUUCCCUCGUUUUUUUUCUUGUUUUCGCCCUUCUUUUUCAACCCACUGCCGGCAAGGUCGUCAAGCAAGCACUACAGACCGGAUAUCACCCGUGUCUGUCUUAGCAGCGACAAGUACAUUGGAGACUGGCAGAGCUGGCUGGACUCCAGUACUUUCGAGGGUACUCAUUAACCUCUCGUCCUGCCUUGUCGACAUUUUGGGGAACGACGGACCGAACCUUGACUGGAACGCACGAAGCGAGGGCAUCAUCCCGUUUGACACGCACCUCUUACCAGCGUUGGGGCCCUGCGCUACUUCGGAUCAAACUCACAGACGUGGUCCGCCCCCCGAUUUGACCGCACGCCGCAUCUUGUUGACCAAGCGUUCGCUUCUUGACCUCGCAUUUGCCCUUUUCUCGUCGGCAAAUAGAGUGACGAUUCAACUGCCAUUCCGACACAUCUAGACACCACCGCCAGGGCGGCGGAGUGGUGCUUCUUCAACAAGUCCAACAGAACACCGAUCGAUCACGCACGGCAGACGCAAUGGCUCCCUCGCUGAACGCCCAUUCGUCCUUCACGCGUCCCCGGACUGGGGACCGCGAAGGCCGGCCGACAACCCGUGAUCAAGGCGACACCAACCUCAUCAUUCCGAGCCGUACCUCGUCAUUGCACUCGAGGAUCACGCAGCCGAUCCCGUCCUCGCUGAACGUCAAGCCCCAGCAGAGGACACCCAAAACUCUCACACAUGCCUACAUGGUGUGUGGUGUUGGCCGUGAGCCCUCGCAAUGGGUUAAGGCCCCCCCGCCAGCCCAGGGCAAGAUUGGCCACAUGAAGGGUGCAGUUGGCCAGUUUUGGCUACCGGAGAUCCUGGGUAGCAGCCCAAGGCUGGAGCAGGACAACGAGAUCGCCAGGUCUCUGCACGCUGCGAUGAGAGCCUGCUUCCCUCACGAUGUCGAGAUUUGCACUGGUCGCAGCCAGCCUCACUGUGUCCACCAUGCUUUCGUCCUGCAGCAAGAUUCCUCCCACACUCUUUACGGUAUUUGCCUGAAGGUGUGGUCGCGAGCCGAUGAGAAGAGGGCCGAGACGAUUAGGGAGCUUAGGAAAAGAACAGAGUCGGACUUCUACGACAACCCAGACGAGACAUACUGGAUCCCGUACUGUCUUUCGUUCCUUUCGCGCUACCCGCUGUACAACCUUUUGGGCGACUACCUAAGGGGUAUGUGGAUCCACUGGAACAAGGCCACUAACUUGUUCCAUGCCGAAGAGGUCUCUCGAAUCCUCAGCUUCCCCGCGCCGAGACUCAACGACCUGGUACGAAUCGACAUGAAGGACUACGCCCUCUGCUACCAAUUCCCUUCGUCUCCCACUGGAUUCCAAAACUUUGCCAUGUGGCCCCUCUUCUCCUGUCUCUCAAUUCCGAACAUCGUCGGUGUCAUUGAAGCCGCCAUCUCUCCAACCCGUCGCAUAAUCUUCGUCAGCCACUAUCCAGCAAUGCUCACCAUGGCUGCCGAAACCGUGCGCUACUGCGUCCGUGUUUACGAGUGGAGCGGUUUGUACGUGCCCAUGGUGCACGCUCGUCACGCAAAGGAGCUCGUGCAAGAACCGGGCCCGUACAUUCUCGGUGUUACCGCGGAGUGCAGGUCCCUCUUCACAGCCCCGACUGAUGCGUUGGUGGUGGACCUGGACCGCAACUUCGUUCUUACCUCUAGCCCGCCGACCGCCUUGAAUCCCAACCAGCGCAAUAAGUUCGUCACCCGUCUGACACAGGCGCUUAACGGUGAUGUUACUCCGUCUGGCGCUCCUGCGCACUUGCGCUCGGCAUACGGCGGUGGCAAGCUGGUUCCAGCUGGUCAAAUAAUAGUUAUGCGUGGUGAGGUCGAAUCCAUCCAGGACCCCGAGUGGUGGAACCAGGACGCUGUUAUGGCUGUCAUGGACCACGUUUGCGAGAAGAUGGGCCGGAACACUGGUAUCAAGGCUGUCUUUGGUGGCGCAGUCAAGAAGCCUCUGAUGACCAAGGUUUCUAUGAGACACCUCAACGAGAUUGUUCGUGAGAGGAAUCAGUACUCCCGGGAUGCCCUGGAGGCCUGGCAAGACUUUAUUAACCUGAAGGGCCGCAUGGACACUGAGCUUGCCAAGGUCACCAAGCGCAACAACUACCUCAACGAGGAGCUCGACAGCUGGAAGCAGCAGUUCACCAAGUUCCAGGCCUUCGCCGAGCAGCUCACCAAGGAGACUCAGGAUCUCAAGGUCAAGAUUGAGGGCCACAAGAGGGAAAAUCGCCGCCUGGCAACACUUAUUGACCAGCAGAAAGACGAUGCCGCUCGCAUGUCGGUCCGUCUUACCGGUACCGAGAAGCAGCGCGACGACGCCCUCGAGGCUCUUGUGCUUCAACAGGAGAUUGCCGAGGAGCUCGAGCGCGAGCGCAAGCGCAACAAGAAGGAGCUUGCAGCCCUGCAACACACCAACCACACCAUCACCAGGCAGCGCGACGACGCUCGCCGCGUGGUGUUGCACCUGCGCAGCCUUAUCGGUGGCCAGAGCCACCAUCUGGAGCACCUCGUCGGCUCUCUCACCAAGCCCGAGAACGACAACGACCUCGCCCACGAGGUCGAGGCUGGCUACGAGGACGAUACUCAGGAUAUGGAGAGCAAGCACCACAACAGCAAGCGCUUUUCUUCCUCAAGCUUCUCUGAUGUGGCUGACCGUCACCUUAAAGACAAGACGGAUGCUAUUGCACACAUCAUCCGUAACAUCGCAGAGCAGUGCCAGGCUGCCGUCGAGGGCCUGGCCCUUGCCCACGACGCCGAGAUCGAGGACGGCUCCGAUUCUGGUCACCACUCGAGCAACUACCGCCGCGGCAGCGGCCUUUCGGUCGCUGGCAGCGAUGCCGGUACCCACAGCGAAGUCGGCGAUGAUAUCAGCGUUCGCCUGCGCCCAUCGUCGGGUCGCACGUCGAGCAUCCCGCCGACGCCGGACUUGAUCCCCAACAGGUCGAGCACCGCCCUUUCGAUGGCCUCGACCACCAUGACCACCCCGGAGCGGUCUUCCCAGCAGUACAUGAUCGGUCACGAUAUCCCAACAAAGAUUGUUGAGGACGACGAGGAUCUGGACAACGGUCCAUCUGCCAGCGAGUCUGAGACGGUCAACAUGCCCGCUCACACAACCAGCAGGGUUCUUGGCAAGCACACCGAGAGUCUGCUUCACAGGCCUUCGGGGGCUCGCAUCAGCGCGCUUGGGGGCACCCGUUAAAACAGCAUGCUUUUAACGACCUCUUGCUUUGCUGAUGUUGGGCGUGGAUUCUCGCACACGUGCCAUUUACCGUAAUUUUUACUAUCUCUGGUCAUAGUUUAUUCCCCACAUUACAUAGUUCCUAUGUCUUUACUGGCGUUGAUGAUUUCCUCUGUCUUCUAAUUAUUGCUGGCUUUUGCGCAGUAUUGUUUCUUUUUCUUUUUGGUUUCCUUGACUGCUUCAACAAGCUUGAGGUAAAACACUGCCAUACCACUCCUUCUCUUCUUGUCUCUAUGUUGUGUUUUACGUGUGACUUCUAACGAAAAAGAAAGUCGCGGGGCUUUGGGGUUAUUCGUGUUGGGGGAUGUGUGAUUUACUUGCGGACUACGUGCUACACCGCGCUUCUCCUAUUUUCGCUUCUUAAAAGAUGAUGCGGCCAUGUUUCGAUAGCCUGCGCGAAUUGGUGGUAUUUUCUGGCAAUUUUGUUUGAAUUUUCAUACCAGUCUCGUUAUAUUAGCGUAACAAACGGAUUGAUCGCAUUAUUCAAAAGAAGAAAUUAAAACCCGU